This is a messenger RNA of Leucoraja erinaceus (little skate), 3271 nucleotides long. RefSeq names its product leucine zipper-EF-hand containing transmembrane protein 2 (gene letm2). NCBI's taxonomy places the organism in Eukaryota, Metazoa, Chordata, Chondrichthyes, Rajiformes, Rajidae. Gene Ontology annotation, biological process: intracellular monoatomic cation homeostasis. Gene Ontology annotation, molecular function: ribosome binding. The coding region runs from base 534 to 1907 and encodes 457 amino acids. Gene Ontology annotation, cellular component: mitochondrial inner membrane. The record is from RefSeq and is a predicted model, not a curated record. The transcript is spliced from 9 exons.
UAAAAUAUUAUUUCAACUGUUUUAUUUUUUUUUCUGCUCUUUACUAAUGAUAUUAGGUACAAUUUACUUGAUAUAGCGUCACUUCUGUCCUACCUUUCAUGCAGAUUCUGCAGGUGAAUCUCUGGGUUGUGAUAGAGAAUGAUUAGGAAACUCUUACUUUGUUUCACUCUGUAUAAUGAGCCCCUGUUAAUUGUACAGGAUGAAGUUACAACUCUGUGGUUCUUUGUGCAUUAUGCAGUAAUAAUAAUAAUAAUACACUUUAUUGUACAUUUGGGCUAAGUGUUUUAAUGCUGAAUUUGUGUUUGAAGAAGCAGGACUAUAAAUAUAUAUAUGUUGCCUCUAUAGUCAUGGUUCAUAUUUAGAAUGAAUAAAAUAUUGUACCACAUUUCUAACCAUGUACAGGUUAAAACAACGCCUUAAGUAAAAUAUUGCCUAAACCUAUUAUUGGUAUAUCUAUUGGAUUUUAGAAUUAAUUCACAUAGAUCUUUUCUAAAUGUAUCAUUUAUGGGUCACAUGUUCUGUUUACAGAAGAUAUGGCUUAUUUCAACUAUUCCCUAUUCGCCUCUAUGGCCAGAUCAAGAGGGGCAAACUGCUUUAUGCGCAACACUUGGUGCAGACCAAUGGUGGUUCUGCAUUUCCAUGAUUUUCAUUCAAACAGAUUAAAUCUCCGAACUGAAGAACUUGGGAGGAUUCCUUCUAUUCUCUUUUGCAAUCUACCUCAUAAUUGCACCUCUUUAGUACCCGUGUGUAACUUCCACCAGUCAGGUCGAUGGCUUGAAGAAUGUAAACAAGCCGCCCACAAACACACUAACAAACCAAGUAUUGGAAAAAAAGGUUUACGUUCGCAAACAAAUGAAAAGGCUGUUGGGAAAAAAUCCUGGAAAGAAAGAAUUGUAAAUGAACUGAAACAUUAUUACAAUGGAUUCCGAUUACUUUGGUCCGACAUAAAGAUAGCAACAAGGAUACUGUCAAGAUUACUGCAUGGAUUCCAGCUCAGCCGCAGAGAAAGACGAAGGCUUCUGCGGACCUGUGUUGACCUCUUCCGUCUAGUUCCUUUCGUAAUAUUCCUGAUUGUGCCAUUUAUGGAGUUUUUGCUCCCCGUCGUCUUAAAGCUGUUUCCUGAGAUGUUGCCAUCUACGUUUGAGACAAAAUUGAGUCGGGAUCAAAAACAGAAGCAGACCAUGGCAGCAAAACUUGAAAUUGCAAAAUUUCUCCAGGAAACGAUUGUGGAAAUGGCCAAAAGGAAUAAAACAGAAAGUGGAGGAGCUGCCCAGCAGUUUUCUUCUUAUUUGCAGAAGGUGCGACACUCGGGAGAACAUCCAAGUACAAAGGACAUAGUACGCUUCUCCAAACUCUUUGAAGACGAGUUGACGCUGGAACAUCUCAACCGUCCUCAACUGGUGGCACUCUGUAGGCUUUUGGAACUGCAGCCCAUUGGUACAAACAACUUGCUUCGCUUCCAACUCCAAAUGGAAUUGAGAUCCAUAAAAGCAGAUGAUGAAAUGAUUGCCCAAGAAGGCUGUGAAGUUUUGACUGUGUCGGAACUGCAGACAGCGUGUAGAGCGAGGGGUAUGAGAUCAUUGGGUCUGACAGAAAAGCAACUGCGGCAGCAGCUCACUCAGUGGCUGGAGUUGCAUCUGAAGGAGAAUGUGCCCCCGUCGCUGCUGCUGUUGUCCCGUGCUAUGUACCUGACCGACGUCAAAUCAAUUACUCCUGCCGUUAAAGUCCCAAUCAUCCAGCUGGGCAUUACUGUUUCCCCGGACAAACAGCCACCAGGCAAAGAGAGCGCUGAAAAACCAACCCCACCAAGCUCUGGAUCGCGUGACCUGGACGCAACACUGGAAAACAUCGAGACUCAAGAAAUGAAAGAGUCCCAGAAAAGCAAGGCCAGUGCAAACGGCUCGUGAUGCUGCAAGGAUCUCGUCACCGUGGACAUGCUGUUAAAGCAGAGUGGCCUCUAUUCUCCAGUUGACCAAUUUAACUAUACCAAUGGACAUUAAUGGGCUGGAGAUAUUGCCUUGGCUGAUGCUUCAUUGCUGUUUAGACAUGAGAUAUCACUUACACAGCCACCUGUGUACGAAAGCCGCAUCCAAGCAGAAUCAUCACACCACGUCCAACCUGAGAAAAAGCAAAGCAAUCAUAAAAUAAUAAUGUGUAUGUAAGCUAUUGAUGUUUCUCACUUGACAUCAGGCACUGCUAUUGGAACUGGAACCAGGUUAAAUAACCCCACUCCUGUAACUGCACAAUGCACAGAAAGUCCACACUACAGUGUAUAAACAGAACCUUCUGGAACAUCUCAUGAAUGAAUUCACGCAAUGUAUCGUUUUAAUGGGGCAGACAAAACCCAAGACACACCUUACAGAGUGAUCUCUUUUUAAAAAUUGCUAAUUGUUACGACAUAACUGGUAUAUUUAUACUGUCUUGGUGCAGCUACCUAUCGCAGAAACCAGGGCAAAUAGAAAGCAUAUAAACUUAAUGCUGUGGGACUAGCGGCAACAUGUGGCUCAUACUGCGGCCUUUUAACAGGGAUUGCUACUGUGCUGGUCGACUGCACUGCGAGCUAGAUGCCCCGCUAAGCAGGUCACUCUAAACAGAAAUGUUCCUUUGUCAAACACCCCAAGUAUUAUCAAUACCCAGGGAAGGCAAUUUAUCGCAGAAUGCAAGAUUUUGAAAUUAUUUUGUCUGGUGCUGAACAUGAAUUUUGCUUAUCUGCUAUUGUUUGGUUUGUAGAAAUGUUGCAAAAGAAUUGUCUCACCCUUUCCAAUUUGGAGAUGUACUGUUUUAUUAAUUCAUAACUAAAUACAUGCCUUCUUUUGUAAACCCGUCUAGCAUUUUUUUGAGUCGUUCGAAGAGGUGAUGAGCCAACACACUGGUAAUGUUGCAAGGGCAAAAUGAGCACGUUCAUACAAAAGGAAACAUAUGGUUUCAUUUGUUAUUAACAAAACAUUGACUCUAUGAUCCACAACCUUUAAAUGAGUGUAAAUAGAUUGGUGGAGCCAUACCUAAUCAGUGAUUACAUUCUGGUUCACUGCACCAGACCCAUAUCCUGUGUAAGUUCACCUGCAUGAGAUGAGCAUGUUUGCACCAGUGAGUUAACAUAAAGCAUCUGCCACCUGGCUUUGGAGGAUACAAGUGGCAACUCUAAUCUAGUCCUGCUGUUUUCCUAUCUGGCAGUGAUAAAUAAAUUGCAUUUGUAAAUACAUACAAAUAUUGAAAAUAAUUAUUAUACUAUUAUAAUUACCUGCUAAUUCAACUGGCCGUGUACUUUAUU